This is a messenger RNA of Myotis lucifugus (little brown bat), 3043 nucleotides long. It is a transcript of the gene FAR2, whose product is annotated as fatty acyl-CoA reductase 2. The record is from RefSeq and is a predicted model, not a curated record. Gene Ontology annotation, cellular component: peroxisome. Gene Ontology annotation, molecular function: alcohol-forming very long-chain fatty acyl-CoA reductase (NADP+) activity. NCBI's taxonomy places the organism in Eukaryota, Metazoa, Chordata, Mammalia, Chiroptera, Vespertilionidae. The transcript has 12 exons. Gene Ontology annotation, biological process: long-chain fatty-acyl-CoA metabolic process. Bases 122 to 1669 code for a protein of 515 amino acids.
GUUUCCUUGAGGCGGGAGCACUUCCCGGAGCCCCGGGGAAGGAUCGGAGCAGAGGAGCCCCACCCCGAGCCGGAGGAGCAGGAACCUCUUUCUGGAGCCGUGAGAGACAAAGGGAAGAAUCAUGUCCUCGAUUGCAGCUUUCUAUGGUGGCAAGUCCAUUCUCAUCACCGGGGCCACAGGCUUCCUGGGGAAAGUCUUGAUGGAAAAGCUAUUUCGCACCAGCCCGGACCUGAAAGUCAUUUAUAUCCUUGUGAGGCCCAAGGCCGGCCAGACACUGCAGCAGAGGGUGGUCCAGAUCUUAAAUAGUAAGCUGUUUGAAAAAGUCAAAGAGGUCUGUCCCAACGUGCAGGAGAAGAUCAGAGCGGUUUACGCGGACCUCAACCAGAACGACCUGGCCAUCAGCAACGGGGACAUGCAGGAGCUGCUCUCCUGCACCAACAUCGUCUUCCACUGUGCCGCCACCGUGCGCUUCGAUGACCACCUGAGACAUGCCGUGCAGCUCAACGUUACUGCCACCCAGAAGCUCCUGCUCAUGGCCAGUCAGAUGCCAAAGCUCGAAGCCUUCAUACAUAUCUCUACUGCCUUUUCCAACUGUAACCUGAAGCACAUUGAUGAAGUCAUAUAUCCAUGUCCUGUGGAGCCAAAAAAAAUCAUCGACUCUAUGGAGUGGUUAGAUGAUGCUAUUAUUGACGAGAUCACGCCCAAGCUGAUUGGGGAUCAGCCCAAUACGUACACCUACACCAAGGCCUUGGGAGAGAUGGUGGUGCACCAGGAGGGCGGCAACCUAAACAUUGCCAUCGUGAGGCCCUCCAUCGUGGGAGCAACCUGGCAGGAGCCUUUCCCAGGUUGGGUUGAUAACGUAAAUGGACCUAGUGGGCUCAUUAUUGCGACAGGGAAAGGGUUUCUCCGGGCCCUCAGAGCUACUCCAAUGGCUGUGGCAGAUGUGAUUCCUGUUGAUACAGUCGUCAAUCUCACCUUGGCUGUGGGAUGGUACACAGCAGUUCACAGACCUAAGUCAACGUUAAUCUACCACUGUACUUCUGGUAACUUGAAUCCCUGUUACUGGGGCAAAAUGGGAUUCCAAGUCUUGGCAACCUUUGAAAAAAUUCCAUUUGAGAGAGCUUUUAGGAGGCCAUAUGCUGACCUUACAACCAACACCAUCAUAACCCAGUACUGGAAUGCCGUCAACCACUGGGCCCCUGCCAUCAUCUACGACUUCUAUCUACGACUCACAGGAAGGAAGCCCAGGAUGACAAAGCUCAUGAACCGGCUUUUAAGAACUGUUUCCAUGCUGGAGUAUUUCGUCAACCGGAGCUGGGAAUGGAGCACAAGUAACACAGAAAUGCUGAUGUCAAAGCUGAGUCCUGAAGACCAGAGAGUAUUCAACUUUGAUGUACGCCAGUUGAACUGGUUGGAAUACAUUGAAAAUUACGUUUUAGGAGUCAAGAAGUACUUAUUGAAAGAGGAUAUGGCUGGGGUCCCAGAAGCAAAGCAACACUUAAAAAGGCUCCGAAAUAUUCACUACCUCUUUAAUACUGCCCUCUUCCUCAUCGCCUGGCGCCUUCUUAUGGCAAGAUCUCAGAUGGCUCGGAACGUCUGGUUCUUCAUCGUGAGCUUCUGUUAUAAGUUUCUCUCCUACUUUAGGGCGCCCAGCACGCUCAAGGUCUAAGAACAGUUGGCAGUCUUCAUUUAUCUGGUACCUCUCAGAUACCUCUAUAACAGCAAACUGUGGUCCUCAAGACUACGAAGUGGCAGACUAUGCCCAACCUCAUCACCUGUCAAAUGUCCUGUUAUGUAUUUAGCCCUAUUUCCUAUUUCUCUUUUUUUUUUUUUUUUUUUUAUGUGAGAGAAGGAAAGUCAUAGCCAAGCAUAUUUUAGGAAAAAAUAAUUUCCAGGUUGCUUCCUAACACUCUAUGUCCUUGAAUAUAAAACACCAAAGUACAACCCUCUUUCCAUAUUUAGCGUUCUUCUCAUUGAGAGGACUAACUGCAACUCAAUAAACACAGAACACCCAGAAGUGAAAAUAUGCUCAAGAAAGGCAGUUCUAGCCUUGAGGCUAGUCUGGGGUACCCAGUAUAAAGGUUUAAAAUCAAUCUAAGUGGAAGAAUGGUUUCAACAUCCUCACAGAUGCUGUAACCUUCUACUUUAAGCUUAUUUUACUCAGGCCUCAAUAGGAGUGAUGAAAUGGGGAGGAAGCUCCUAGGCUGGAAUCAUAUAAAAACCCAGUCUCUUGAUCUUUGCAUUGAGGAAAAACGAAACUUUAAACACAAAUUUAAAUGCUAGUCUCAGUCUUUUUCUAUAAAGUGGGGAAGAUUACUCUAGUGAGCACCAGAUCAUUAGAGUGUCUAGUGUCUCGAUCAUUCCAAUUGCACAUUGCUAAUUGUACAAUGUACAGCAGAAAAGGACAGACUUCAUUAAGUGACUACAUUUAGAGAAUAGGUGUUUUGUUUAAAAAUAUUUUAUGUAUAAUAAAAAUGAAUUACUAAAAACUAUUUAUUCCUAAAUUUCUAUAUAACUAUUACCCUAACUUUCAUCUGAUUUGAGAAAUCAGUGCAUACUGAUUGCAGUUAUCUCAUGCUAAAAACAUGGGUUAUUAUUCAAGUUUAAUAAUUGGGGCCCAAUUAAAAAUAAUCACAACUACUAGAUAAUUACAUGAACAUAGAAUGUUAACAUGUUUAUGCUUACUAGCUGUAAUAAUUGGUACUCAAAAUGGCACAUUGAAGUAACUGAGGGAAGCUUCUAGGAUUAUUUGAGAUUUUUCUGAACCCAUAAAAGGCAUUUUGGGGUAACUCUUCUGGACAAUAUCCACCCCAAUCUCAUCUAAGUUCUGGGAAUUACUUUCCAGGGCACACAACCCAGCUCUGAAAAAAAAACAGCUGGUGAUCUUUAGCUUAAGAUGCCUACACAAUAUUUUUGAGUUACACUGAUAACUACAGAUACAGUAAAAAUGAAAUAUAUAUAAUUCAAUGAGACUGGAUAAAACAUAAUAGUUCUAAGAAUUUACUAUCUUUUGAUUGUUUUACUAAUUCAAUAAAUUCCACUG